This is a messenger RNA of Triticum aestivum (bread wheat), 1751 nucleotides long. RefSeq names its product inactive poly [ADP-ribose] polymerase RCD1-like. Gene Ontology annotation, molecular function: NAD+ poly-ADP-ribosyltransferase activity. NCBI's taxonomy places the organism in Eukaryota, Viridiplantae, Streptophyta, Magnoliopsida, Poales, Poaceae. The record is from RefSeq and is a predicted model, not a curated record. The transcript is spliced from 6 exons. The coding region runs from base 1 to 1530 and encodes 509 amino acids.
AUGGGCAUCAUCAACCGGGUAGAGGAAAAAAACACGUCGUCGUCGGUCUCGCACACAAAGGAGCAGUCCGUCUCCAACACGAACACGACGCCGCGCUCGACGCAGGCGUGCUCGCUGCCGCCGCCGCCGCGCCCCCGUCCCCCUCUCCCCGGUGCCCGUCCUCUUUCCACCGUCGCCGAAUCCGGACGAGACCGGCAGGAUCCGCCGCAUCUCACGCCCGCGGCCCGCCGUGGCUUUCGGCAGCAUCGGGGGCGCCGGUCCGCCCCCGCUCCUCCGGGGCUGGCAGAACGGCGGAGCGGCGCUCUGGUCAGGUUCCUCUGCUUCGAGGGCGGCGCGUGGGCUGAUGUCGAGGGCGAGGAGGUUGUGCCUCUGCGCCGGGCGUUCCUGGACGGGAGGGUGGUCGCAGAGGCCGCGUAUGGCGGCAGGGAGUUCCUGUUCGACUUCCUGUGGAUGGUGCGCAUCGACGCUGGCACCGCCAAGGUGGUCGCCUUGGGCUGGAUUGACCGCCGGGCCUGCUUCUUCCCUGUGCCAGAAAGCGGGAGGAAGAGGAAGAGGGGCGAGCAUCAGCUGGGGGACGGGGCUUCGUCCAAGGUGGAUGAGAGGUCCGACGAGAGCAGCGACAUGGUGGAGUCCUCAAUCCAGCCUAAUCUCCUGCCACUCUCAAGCACUCCCCGUGCAGCAGGCCUGAUGUGUAGGCUGCCAUGGCAAGGCUACAUCCAUGCAUUUGAGAGCGGGAUGAAGAGGAAGAGAGACGAGCCUGAGCUGGAGUACGGGGCCUCGUCCGGGGUGGAUGAGAGGUCCAACGAGAGCAGCGACAAGAUGCAGGGCCAGCUCCUAGCCGCUGCGCCCGGCGCCGAUGGGGGCAAUGCCAAGUUCGCGUGGUAUGGCGCUCCAUCGGUGGAUGUGGCCGCGGCGGCGGUGGAGCACGGGUUCGGCAGGAUGAACAACCGGGUCCUUUUCCAUCGCGCGCACGGCGACGACGUCCACCUCUCACCGCCUCGGUCUCCUUAUGCCAGCGCAAUGCUAGCAAAUGCAGAUGAGAACGGCGAGGCGCAUAUCAUGUUGUGCCGUGUUCUGUUGGGCCGGCCAGAGGCCAUCCCGGCCGGGUCCUCCAAGCUCCACCCCAGCAGUGACAAUUACGACAGUGCCAUCGACAACAUGCAGAACCCACAGUGGUAUGUUGUUUGGGGCAAGGACAUGAACAUGAGGAUCCUCCCAGAGUACGUCGUCAGCUUCAAGUGUCCCAACCUCCAUCAGAUGCAAGGAUCAUCGGGAGCGAACUCCACGCUAAAGAAGCCUUCGCCGGUGGCUCAUGACAUGUUUCCGACGCUUCUAGCAGAGAUCCAGUGGUUCAUGCCAUCUUCCAAGCUGCAGACAUUGCAGGGGACCUACAAUUGCUUCAAGCCAGCUGCAAUGAAGUCCUCCAUAGAGAAGGGUUUGCAGAAAAUGAUCUUGGCAUCCCAGAUAAGCAGGUCGGGGUCAAAGCCGGUGCCCGGGGGAUUUCAAUGGAUCACCAACACGAGAAACUGAAAUGGCAGGACCAGAAAAGAUGGUCCCAGAUCUCACUGCAGCCGGAUGUGCAAGAAUACAUCAAUGAUAAUCUGUGAGACUGUGACACUGGAAUUUUGUUGAUGGAGCAUUACCUCUGCUAUUUAGCUUCUAGAGUACAAUGACUUGUAUGUCCAACUAUAACAGCUAGCAGCAUGGUUUAUCCCCUUCUGGUUGUACAAUUUCUCUAGAGUGAUGGCAUA